AUCAUGCUUUCAUUACCAUUGCAGCAAUACUGGAGACAGGAAGUAGAUAAACAUGGAGGAAAGGUUGCCAACCAUGUGAUUGGUGUGACAUGCCUAAUUGUGUCUCCUGCGGAACGAGAACGAGGUGGCACAAAUAAACUGGCUGAAGCAAUGGAGAGAGGGAUACCUGUAGUAAGUGAACAGUGGCUGAUUGAUAGCAUAGAAAAACAAGAACCCCAGCCUCUCGAAGCAUAUGAAAUUGCUAGUGAUCUUGCUCCUGAUGGCAGAGGAAUCCCAUGGGACAAAAUGGAUCCCAGUGAAGAGGCAAUUGAGUCACUUUCAGCAGAACUCAAGCUUUAUGGGAAGAGAGCUGUCUACAAAGAUACAAAACUGCAGGAGCAAGGCGGAAAAAUCUUCGAGAGGGAUGGGAUAUUGUACAACUGUGCCUUCUCACGUUGUGAUCUAGGACGAAAACUGAACGAUUAUUCCAUCUUGCAACUGAUUAUGGUGCCAGAGAACAGCCUGAACUUGUACUACAAGAAAGGCAGAGUUGGGGAUGACCCCAAUGCGGAGGAAAGGCUUGAAGAAUGGAAGAAUGUGGAUGAUGCUGUGGAAGAGUUUGUUAGAAUAUUUGAGGAAGUAACCGGAAACGAGUUUGAACCAUGGGAAAGAGAGAAGAAGAUCCAGAAGAAGCCAUUUAAGUUUUACCCAAUAGACAUGGACGAUGGAGUUGAAGUAAGACAUGGAGGACUUGGUCUUCGACAGCUGGGAGUUGCUGCUACACAUUGCAAACUUCAGCCCGAGGUUGCGAAUUUUAUGAAGGUCUUAUGCAGUCAGGAGAUUUACAAAUAUGCUCUGAUGGAGAUGGGAUUGGAUGCCCCAGACUUGCCAAUGGGGAUGCUUACCGAUGUCCACCUAAAAAAAUGUGAGGAUGUUCUUCAAGAGUUUGUGGAGAAACUGAAGUCAAUGAAGGAAUCAGGGCCAGAGUCUGAGGCUGUUUGGUCGGACUUUAGCCAAAGAUGGUUUACCCUGCUGCACUCUACUAGGCCUUUCAUAUUCAGGAACUUCCAGGAAGUUGCAGAUCAUGCUGCUGCUGCACUGGAGACUGUUCGGGACAUAACUCUGUCCUCACAUCUUAUUGGAGACAUGAGUGGAGCUACCAUUGAUGAUCCCUUGUCCGAUAGAUGUAGCAAAUUGGGAUGCUCAAUCUCCCCACUUGAUAAGGAAUCUGAUGAUUACAAAAUGAUUCUGAAGUACCUGGACAAGACUUAUGAACCUGUCAAAGUUGGAGAUAUUGAAUACGGGGUGUCUGUGGAGAACAUAUUCGUUGUUGAAUCAAAUGCCUGUCCAUCUUUGGAUGAAAUAAAGAAGUUGCCUAACAAAUUUCUCCUAUGGUGUGGGACACGGAGCUCAAAUCUGAUGAGGCACUUGAAUAAGGGUUUCUUGCCAGCAAUAUGCUCUCUCCCUGUCCCAGGCUAUAUGUUUGGGAAAGCAAUUGUUUGCUCUGAUACUGCCGCAGAGGCUGCAAGUUAUGGUUAUACUGCUGUGGACAGACCAGAGGGUUUCUUAGUUUUGGCUGUGGCUUCUCUAGGUGAUGAGAUUAUUGAGUUGAAAAACCCACCAGAGGACACAAAAUAUUUAGAGGACAAGAAAGUUGGAGUGAAGGGCAUAGGGAAAAAGAAGACUGAUGAAUCGGAGCACUUUGUAUGGCAUGAUGAUAUCAAAGUUCCUUGUGGACGAUUAGUGCCUUCAGAUAAUAAAGACAGCAUUGUCGAGUAUAACGAGUAUGCUGUCUAUGAUCCCAAGCAGACAUGCAUAAGGUUCUUGGUGGGUGUGAAGUAUGAAGAGAAGGAUGCUGUCAUGGACACCGAGGAGUGACCUUGAAGAUGCUAGGAGGGAUCCAAGAAACAAAGAAGCACACUCUUUUGCUACCCUUUUUGGAAAUGAGAAGGAUGUGCUGAAGAUGGCAAUAGGGGUCCUGACAACUUUUUGCUAUGUUUCUUGGAAGGACUAAGAUUGCUCGAGGGCCUCUUCGAACUCUUUUUUGUAGGAAGGUUGAUCUUUUGUUGUAUAUAGUCCCCUCUUUUGUUGUAUAUUAGUAUGACCACUAUCAUGUUGGGCAGUAUGUGUGCUGACACGAGGCCUGUGAAGCCUCCAACAUAGAAAAAUGGA
This is a messenger RNA of Rosa rugosa (rugosa rose), 2151 nucleotides long. Its product is annotated as protein ADP-ribosyltransferase PARP3. NCBI's taxonomy places the organism in Eukaryota, Viridiplantae, Streptophyta, Magnoliopsida, Rosales, Rosaceae. The transcript is spliced from 14 exons. Gene Ontology annotation, molecular function: NAD+ poly-ADP-ribosyltransferase activity. The record is from RefSeq and is a predicted model, not a curated record. The coding region runs from base 4 to 1857 and encodes 617 amino acids.